UGGAGUCCUGUACCCAGAGCGUGUGCCACCCUGUGCUGUCUCCGUCCCUCUCUGUUGCAUCCUAACCUUCAUCAUGGCCCCCAAGAAGAAGGAAGAGCCCAAACCAGCAGCUGCACCCAAACCCCCAGAGCCUGAGCCCCCAAAGGAGCCCGAGUUUAACGCAGCGGAGGUCCAGAUUGAAUUCACCGCUGAGCAGAUUGAGGAUUUCAAGGACGCGUUCCAGCUGUUUGACAGGACGCCCACCAAUGAGAUGAAAAUCACCUUUGCUCAGUGUGGGGAUCUGAUCAGGGCUUUGGGCCAAAAUCCCACCAAUGCUGAAGUGCUGCACGUCUUAGGAAAACCCAAACCUGAGGACAUGCAAGUGAAGAUGCUGGAUUUUGACCAGUUCCUGCCAAUGCAUCAGCACAUCUGCAAGGCCAAAGACCGCGGCACCAUUGAGGACUUCGUUGAGGGUCUGAGAGUGUUUGACAAAGAGGGCAACGGGACAGUGAUGGGUGCUGAGCUCAGACACGUCCUCGCCACUCUGGGUGAGAAGAUGAAGGAGGAUGAAGUGGAGCAGCUGAUGGCUGGACAGGAGGACGCAAACGGCUGUAUAAACUAUGAAGCUUUUGUAAAGCACAUCAUGGCUGGCUGAACAGAUGAUCGAGACUCUUCCAUUGAGGAUCCAAACUAAUGUCAGUUUUAUUUCACUGUUGUUGUUUUGUAAGUUAAAACUGUCAUGCGUUUCUGUUUUUGUACGGCUCUUUGGUCGGUUCUUUCUGAAUGACUUCAUCAUCAUCAUAAUACAUCACAGCUGUUGUUUUUGUGAAUAAGAAAAAUAAAAAGUGUAUUAAAUGUCAUGCUUGGUUUAAA
This is a messenger RNA of Danio aesculapii, 852 nucleotides long. RefSeq names its product myosin, light chain 13 (gene myl13). Gene Ontology annotation, cellular component: myosin II complex. The transcript is spliced from 7 exons. Gene Ontology annotation, molecular function: calcium ion binding. Bases 74 to 634 code for a protein of 186 amino acids. Lineage: Eukaryota; Metazoa; Chordata; Actinopteri; Cypriniformes; Danionidae. The record is from RefSeq and is a predicted model, not a curated record.